Messenger RNA from Sceloporus undulatus (fence lizard), 1417 nucleotides. RefSeq names its product A-kinase anchor protein 13-like. Gene Ontology annotation, molecular function: MAP kinase scaffold activity. The annotation marks the transcript as partial. The transcript has 8 exons. The record is from RefSeq and is a predicted model, not a curated record. Gene Ontology annotation, cellular component: actin cytoskeleton; membrane. NCBI's taxonomy places the organism in Eukaryota, Metazoa, Chordata, Lepidosauria, Squamata, Phrynosomatidae. Gene Ontology annotation, biological process: regulation of Rho protein signal transduction; positive regulation of canonical NF-kappaB signal transduction; adrenergic receptor signaling pathway.
UCUUAACUGUACUUCUAAAAAAUCUGGAAGCUUCACAUUCCAAUCUGGUGUCUGCAGGAUGCAGAUUUAACAUAUGGUGAUUCUCCGUGCCUGAUUCCUGUGGUUUGACAGAAGUUGCUGGAGCUUGUAUGCUGCUUCAUGCAGUCACACGUUCUGGGUCAUGAAACUUAAUCCACAGCAAGCUCCACUGUAUGGUGACUGCUUAAUCACUGUAUUGCUCACUGAAGAUGACCAAGUUGGAAAUGAUGACGUAGUUUUUUACCUCGUUUUCACUGGAUCUGCUGUUCAACACUGUGCCAGCACAAGGAAGCUUGACUCGGGGAUAUUGGAGACCAUUGCCCCUGGCCAUGACUGCUGUGAGACUGUGAAAGUCUCUCUCUGUGCUGCUAAGCAAGACCACCCAAUUCUGGUGGUGGCAGAGGACAGCUUGCAGUUUGUUCAGGAUGAAGCAUAUGAUGCAGCUCAGUUCUUGGCAACCUGUGCUGGGAACCAGCAGGCGCUCAACUUUACAAGAUUCUUGGACCAGUCCAGGCCACCUGCUGGGGACAUGGACUUUUUGGAUGAGAAAGUGACUCUGGCAUUUCGUCACUUGAAAUUGCCAUCCGAGUGGAAUGUACUGGGGACAGAUCAUGCUCUAAAUGAGAAUGUUUCUCGGGAGACACUGAUGCAUUUUGCUGUAAGGCUGGGAUUGUUGCGACUGACAUGGUUCCUCUUGCAGAAACCUGGUGGAAGAGAAGCCCUUUCUGUUUCCAAUAGGGAAGGAGCUACUCCUAUAGGUUUGGCCUUGGAGAGGGGCCAUAAGAAGCUGCAUCAACUCCUUACAGAGGAAGGAGCUAGUGAACCCUACUGCUGGAGCACCUUGUCCCAAACAGUACACUCCGAGGAGUACUGCGUUGUCAAGUACCACCGCGGAUUAAACGUUUACACUUUGACAACGGAAACCAAGAAGGGAGUAAGAUCUAACAUGGAGAAGGACAUCGCCUGCCUCCAGACGCACAUACGAAAGCACCAGGACAUGAAUUCAAGUGAACACUCACACCCUACACAGACCUGUGAGGACUGUAGUACAAGCACUGAAGUGAUGGGCCACGCAGCUGCACCAGUGUGUGAUCUGAAUGAAAUAAUGACAGAAGAAAACCAGGGAGAUACUUCUGACCCACUGGAUCUAGAGGCAAUCCAGAUUUUGGUCCCUCCUUGCUUUGAAGAGAGCACCUGCCAGCAAGUGAAAGAGUUCUUAAACACGCCCAAAGAUUCGUUGGAGCUGGAGGAUGUAGAAAACCCAAAGUCUUCCUGUAGAAGUAAAAAUGCAAUUGCCAGGCUACAGAAAGAGGAAGAGGAGGAGUUGACUUCUGCCGUAGAUUCUGAGGCAUUAGCAGAGGAACGUGACGAGCGGCUGAGCCCAGUUAAUGGCCUUCAU